Molecule: messenger RNA, 4500 nt
Organism: Daldinia loculata
Lineage: Eukaryota; Fungi; Ascomycota; Sordariomycetes; Xylariales; Hypoxylaceae
Exons: 2
Coding region: 1-4500 (1499 amino acids)
Source: RefSeq, a predicted model, not a curated record
AUGGCCGCUGACAGGCCAUAUUCGCCAGGUCUCGGCGACUCCAACCCUUCAGGGAAAAAACAAUCUUCUGGUUUCACCCCAUUGCCGCCCAUUCGUCGCACAUCAACAUUCGACUUGUUAUCGAGAAAGAAGCUUGUUGGAGAAGAAGACGACGGGACUCCAUCUCCAGUUGGAUCUUCAGAUAAUGAAAUUCCUCCACUGCCUCCCAUGAAGGACGGCAUCAAUUAUCAAAACGGUAAUGGGCAUAUACCCGACCGGGGACAAGGCGGCCAGGCCACCGGCCAAUUAAGUCAACCCCAGACCUUCGCCCAACCUCCGCCUCAGCAUCACCCCGCGUUCGGCAACGGCUUUGGCCCAGCUCCUAAUGGAUUUGCAGCUGGCGGAGGUAUUGGUCAACCUAACGGGUUUCAACAGCAGGGACAUAUGGGAGGUCCUGUAGGUCCUCAUCAAUUUAGUCAGAUACCCGGACAGUCUAGUGCAUUACCUAUGAAUUCGGGUCAUCCUUUUGCCUCACAGAUGGAAGGUAACCCUAUUCAAAAAUUCCCUCCUGGUGGUCAAUGGAAGCUGGAGGAGUCCCGCCUUACAGAACCUCUUAUCCAACACAAGACCCGACCAGGGGCAAAUAGUCCAUCGCAACAACCAGGCUAUUAUGGAUAUGAUAAGGAAACUGAAGAUCCCUCGCCGCCAAUGAGAGGGCAGGGUAUACCACAGCGGUCGAGAAAUAAUAGCAAUAGCAUACCACCUGUCUCGGCAGAGAGAUUCCGUAAGCAUAAUAUCUUUGCUCCUCAUGAACCCCUGCAAUCACAACCGUUAACCCCACCACAAGUUGGUCAUCCUCCGCCCGGUCGAACUAACGAUAACGUGGCCCAAGGGGAACGGGAAGGUCGUGAUGCUGGGUUUAAUAAGGAGCCGGAUGUCCAUGUUGAUGAGGUAUCGGUUUCGAGCGCUACCAGUGAGGGCCAAAAUAGCACCCGGCGAGGUUCAGGAUUCUUUAGUCUAACCCGCCGGACCACAGGUGCUGAACAAGAACAGCAAACCUCGAACCAUAACGCAUUUACCAAGAACAAGGUAUCUUCGUUCUUCGGCGUAGAAGCCCAUACCCAUGACAAGUAUCGACCAGCUGUCAAAUCUAACCUUGGGUCUACCUUUGAUCAUGAUGAUAAUCUAGAGCCUACGUCGAUGAGGAAAAGAUUGUCUGAGCUCACGGGAAUGAUGAAAGGUGUCGGGAAUGCGAAGGAUGGGACAAAAGAUGACCAACCAGUUAAACCGAGUAACAAUACUACAUAUUCCCCGAGACCUGUGCAGGGUCCAAUGCAAGGUCCAGUGCAAACACAAACCGGGCCUCAGCCGUCUCAAGGGCCGGGGGGAUUAUAUGCAGCCCCGUCCAGUACAAUAGGACGAAUUAGUCCCAGUGGGCCUCGACCUCCCGAAGCUGACGACGAGCGUGAAAAGAAACAUGGGUUUUUGGGCGGACUUUUUAAUAGGCAAGGGUUUAAGUCAUCCGAGACGAAAUCAGAGUCGAGACAACCGAGUCAACAGACAAGUCAACAGACAUCGACGCCCCUUCAGCGGCCACCGCAACAGUUUCCCAUGCAACCCAUGCAACAAUUCCGGCCUGGUCAGAUGCCGCCACCUGGACAACAGUUUGGUCCGCAUCCAAUGUAUCCCGGCCAUCCCCCAAUGCAACCAGGCUUGCCGGGACAGCAAGGCGCACGAAGACCCAUGGUUUCUGGUCCAGGCCAGCCAAAUUCUUCGGAGCAUCUUCAGUCGCCUACUUCGCCCCAAGUUCUCGAGAUUGCACAGUUAAUUCAGAUGCAACGCCCUUCCGAAAUAACAGUCUCCCAAAGUCCAUCAGGCGGGUCACCCCUUUCGCCUAGUCAACGACCACCAACAUCCCAAGGAUCCCAGGCGGGUAUACGACCCGGCACCGGACAGGAUGCCGGAGGGAGAAAUAUACCCAAACAGGCCGGGGUCAAUGAUCCGUUUUCUAUGUCUAGUCCACUUCCCAAGGACUUCCACGGCCCUCCACGUGCGGCCUCCUUUGAUCUAUCCAAUACUAGCGGAUCCUCGUCAGCAACACGAACCCCGAAUAGAAAACCUGUGGCCUCCAGUUUAUCAAAGCAAGAUGGUGUGUCUGUUAAUUCCACACCUACGACACAAAAUUCCAUUCAGCAGUCGCCCCCAAACCCAACUAGGGCCGAUGGUUCAACGCCUCGAUCUGAAAGUCCGGAUGAUGAACAGAGAUUAUCCAAUCAUCCUCCCUCUGGCCAACAGAGCCCUACACUUGGUAAGCUAGGUCACAUCCGCCAGUCGUCUAAUCCGUCUCCGGGGCGCCCACCUCAUCCCGGUCAAGUGACUCCGCAAUCAAUCGGAAGUGCGCAGUUCUCUCCCCAGGGGCCGAGGCCUUCGCAGGAUCGGCAGAUACCAAGCCAAUUGCACGGGAACUCUCAAGGUCAGUUCUCGGCUGAUGGUGGUUCUCCGCAUGAUUCGCGGCAGAACUCACCUUGGAGUCCUAAUGUUACCUUCGUUGAUCAACCACGUGCAGGGUAUCAACCAAGACCACUAGCUACAACUCCUGACCAAGGCCGAGGUACCCUAGAAAAGUUUUUCGGUGUCGAUACCGGUAUCGAUUCCGAAGUUGGGAGUGUUAAUUCGGUAAAACCAACGAAGGAGCCGAAAGAAAAGAAUGCUGCAGCAAGACUCCUAGACGCUUUUAGGAGAACUAAUAAACACGAACCUCAAAAACUCCCCACCGGUCGUCAAACCCCUCCAGCACCACGACCCGGUCAACCAGCAAAUACGGCAAACGUACCGCGGCAGUCUCUCAACGGCCCCCCACGCGGACCUCUCAACCCGGUCAGUAACCAACAGCCGCCGCCUCAAGGAAUGCCAGGCGCUGUCCGACAGCAGCCUCCGAUGAUGCACGGAGCUGGACGCGGGCAAGAACCUCGGUACGACCUAGUCCCUAUUCCUCGUGGUUACGAGGCUGUACAUGGUUAUGGCCACGCGGGUAUGAUGGCCCCCUCUCCUUACAACAUCGGACGCCCCGGCCCGCCGCCCCCAAAUCAACAAUUCCAAGCCUUUGCACCCUUAGGUGUUCCGCGUGGUCCCCCGCAAGGGUUUCCGCAGCAGUGGGAUCCCCGAAAUGGUCCUGCCCCACAACCUAUUCCAUAUGGCCCAUUACCUCCUCAUAUACAGCCGAACCACCAAGGUCUGCCACCGCAGUUCCCACAGAGACAGGCCAACUCACAAUCUACCACACCUACACCGUCCGACCAGGGUACUUUCUUAGAUAUGGCACCAACCCCGCCUCCUCAAAAGCCCCGUGAAGACACUGGAUACGAUCCCCAGCCAACCAAGGGUGUUCCACCUCAAGCUAUCGGUGGCCCGUCGUUCCAGCAACCACAAAUCCGGCUUCAGUCCAACCUCCAACAAGUUCAGAACCCAGAGACCCAAACUCCCUCAAGUUCUAACUGGGGCAGCGCUCCGGACAGCGCUCGAUCGGCGCAGUCUCCUAGACAGCCAGGCCCUCAAAUACCUAACGGUAGUCUCCACUCCAAGCCGUCAGACCCGAAUGUAUCACCUCCAAGUGACAACGACGAUACGCAAAGAUCGCCCAAUCAACAUAUUGCCACAGCCAUGAUAAAAGGUGUCCACAUACACCCUCCGGUACUUCAACCCGGUGUUCCGCAAAACGGACUUCCACCCAAUGCGGCCCGUUCAUUUUCUCCUUCGACUGCAUCGACAAGGGUUCCCGGUUUCCCCAAUCAGAACCAGUACCAGAACCAAAACCAGAGCCCACCUCCAAUCCAGGAACCUGUAAACCAACCAACGCCCAACGGUGCAGGCCAUCUCGUAAGCAAAAUGUCAAUAACUAACCUCAACGAGCCGCCUAAAAACGCAUCGCUUAGUCCCGACGUCAAUGCGAUCCGUGCAACCAACGUCAGCCCAGAACCCCCUGGUCCGCAGAGGUCAUCUCCGUACCACCAAGUGUCGAACACCAGCUUGAAUAUUAAUGUUGAUCGUGCGAACGAUCCUAAGGAAAAUAGCGGAGGGGAGGACGAUAUUUACGAUGCUACGCCCAGAUUACAUAACACUGUACAGAGCCAAGGCCAGCCUCAGCUCCCAGUUCAGGAAUCAGUCCACGUACACGAGAAUACAAAGUACGCCGGUUCAGAGAAGAGUCGCACGGGUCUCAUCAAUGGCGGUGUCGCGGCUGCCGGUGCUGGAAUUGUUGCCGGCGCAGUCGGCGUUGCAGUUACAGCAGACGCGAGCAGCAUUCAGGAUUCUUUGCCAGAGGAUCCGUCACCGCCGCAGCGACCAAUCGCAAUGAAUAUGCCUGCAGAGCCGGAAGAGAAGAUAGCGGUGGACCAUCCUGUGGAACUUCCUGCCGUCAAUGUCGACGACGACGAUGGUAUACCCGUGAUGACUGCGACGUCGUACCCUGGACAGGAGUGGAAUCCGUACGAGGCUGGGGAAUUUGGGGACUUCGAUAUGUAA